This is a messenger RNA of Rhea pennata, 397 nucleotides long. Its product is annotated as cytochrome c oxidase subunit 7C, mitochondrial. Bases 82 to 273 code for a protein of 63 amino acids. The record is from RefSeq and is a predicted model, not a curated record. NCBI's taxonomy places the organism in Eukaryota, Metazoa, Chordata, Aves, Rheiformes, Rheidae. Gene Ontology annotation, biological process: mitochondrial electron transport, cytochrome c to oxygen. The transcript has 3 exons.
CGCGUCCCACAAGGCGCCGGCGGCUCCUGCGGAAGGUCGCGCAGCGGAGAGGGUUGGUGAGUCGGGCUGCCCGUCGCCAUUAUGCUGGCCGCAGGUGUGCGCAGGUUUGCCACGUCUGCCAUCCGCAGGGGCCACUACGAGGACGGGCCCGGAAAGAAUAUUCCGUUUUCCAUUGAAAACAAAUGGCGACUACUGGCAGUAAUGUGUGCAUUUUUCGGAAGUGGAUUUAUUGCCCCCUUUUUUAUAGUCAGACACCAGCUUCUUAAGAAAUGAAGAGGAUGGGCUGUAAUCCCACUAACUGGAGUUGAAGCCUUCUACACAGCAGCUCUCAAUGAGAAAAGGAUGGCUGCAAUUGUGUACCAUGCUGGAUAUGUCUGUAAAUAAAUCUUAAAUCUGA